Molecule: messenger RNA, 5196 nt
Organism: Drosophila eugracilis
Lineage: Eukaryota; Metazoa; Arthropoda; Insecta; Diptera; Drosophilidae
Gene: IRSp53
Product: brain-specific angiogenesis inhibitor 1-associated protein 2
Exons: 12
Coding region: 916-4137 (1073 amino acids)
Biological process (GO): actin filament bundle assembly; plasma membrane organization; actin crosslink formation
Cellular component (GO): cytosol; nucleoplasm
Molecular function (GO): protein binding
Source: RefSeq, a predicted model, not a curated record
GUCAGUUGAGUUAGAAGCUUCGAUGCGUUCGGUUCGCAAUACCCGAUACCGCGAUAAUCUAAAAAAAACCCGGUUUGGUGCGAUUUUUUUAAACUCGUAACGUCUGCGCACUUAACGAUCCCCAACAAUACGAAAUUCGGAGUGCUAACUGUUCGAGUUUUUUGACAAAAAAAAAAAAAACAAACAUAAUUGUGAGAAAUAAAAAAAAGAAACUUCCACUUGGAUUUACGCAUUUGGAUUUCGUAUUUUGUAGGAAUUAAAGAUCCACGAACAGCUCUAUCACGUGCCGAAGCCACAAGUUGUUGAUAAGUCACUGGGCAAACGGCAAACUACAAACAACAAACACGACCCGAAGACCCAACAAAACUUGUUGAGAGGAACAGUAACCGAAACUGAAACUGAAAUAAACAAACUCAAAACUCAUUUCAUUUGCCUGGAUCGCGUUACGUGGUGCGGUUGGUCUUCGUCUGCCCGCCAAAAAGAAAGUCACGACAGAGAAAGAAAAGAAAAAAGAGUCGAUUGAAACGAGAUUUCCAAGAUUCUGCAACGAAAGUCAAAGUUACAAGUUUACUCCAAAUUCGAGUCUUUUGGGCCCGGUUCAACGUCUUUGCCACAUUCGGGGUCUUCGUCUUCAGACUCCAGUCAUUUUUCGGUGUCUCCCCCGGGUGUCUCGGUGUUGUGCCACUUUAGAAAGUGAAAAUCGAGUGCAGGCCGCGACUUUGUUUGAAUCUGAAUCGGCGGCCUUUGGGCGCUGCAGUUGAAAGUGAAUUUAUUUUCGGGCUGCAAGUGAGUUUUCGAUACACGGCUUUCGGUCGCUCAAUUCAUCAUUAUCGAUCAGUAGCCCCGGGUUUUUCGGCUACUUGAAUCCACUUCAUCCAUCCAACGGCAGGAGGGCCAAAUAUCAGAGCAGCAACAAUGGAGGCCGAGGAAGUUACAAAACUCGUCGAUGGCGUGUACCGGAACAUACUUGAUAGAUUCAAUCCGGGUGCCAGGCAGCUGAUCGCAGCGGGCAAAAGUUACCUCAAGGCGUUGCACGGUGCCGCAACUGCCUCUCGUCUAUUCAAUGAAGCAUUGGCCAAGAUUGCGAUGAACGCCCAGCAAAGCGGAACGGGCGAUAUUGGUUCAGCUUUGAUGAGCGUUGUAAAUGUCAACAAGGAGAUACAGGAUCAGCAAAUGAAUAUUUUGAAAGCCUUCUACGUGGAUCUAUUGGUGCCAUUGGAGACAAAUCUGGAGAAGGACACGAAGGUGGUGCAGCAUGAGCAGAAGAAGUUCCUGCAACAGCACAAGGUGCGUAUGGAGAGCUAUCAGAAGGCCGUCUCCACGAUGAAGAAGCAGCGCAAGAAAAAGGCCACGCCCGAGAAUACCGAAAAGGAGCUGAGGAGCCUGCAAUUGCUUGAGGAUCAGAAGAAGAAGCUGGAUGUGUUUUGCGAUCAGAGCUAUAAGAAUGCCAUGACACAGGAGCGUCGACGUUACGGAUUCGUCUUGGAGCGCCAGUGCUCGAUCGCCAAGCACUGGAUGGCCUACCACACCACCGGCAAGACGGUAAUUGAUAAUAAUUUCGAAAAUUGGCAAGAGAUUGCCGCUUCUCGUGAGAUCAUUCCACCGGCCGCGUAUGAAAGUGGCUACAGCAGCAGCAAUGGCCACAAUAACAGCAGCAACAACAACAACAUCAACAACGGGAACAUGCGCCGCCUGGAACGGAUUAAGGAUGGAGAGGACGAUCACCUCCAGGGUCACGGAGCCCAGCUGAAGAAGUCGCGUAGCAUUGAUGCACCCUAUGGUGAUAUGCGCACCCUACACGAGCGGGAGAACAUCUCCGGAAUGGGCGUUACUGGACCCUCGCAUUAUGCCCAAAACUCGCUGCCACGUGCCAAAUCGGACUUCAAUCUGGCUUUAGUUGGCACUGGACAAAGCUCAGGCAACAAACACAAGAUCAUCGAGGAGCAGUUGACCACUUUGGGUGAUGAUCAGCGCGGCGAUCAGCGUCCUUUGGUGAAGGCCCUUUAUGCAUACAUGCCAUCUGGGGAGAAUCAAUUGUCGUUCGAGGAGGGCGACCGCAUUGCCCUGGUCGGCGGCAAGGCCAAGGGCUGGCAAUUUGGCGAGAAUCUGAGGACACAGCAUUUUGGAUGGUUCCCGGUGGCCUAUACCAAUGCGGAUGUCGCCGAAGCGACCACAUCAGGCGGUCGGCGAUACGAAAACAUGCUGAUGAGCUAUGAGCGUAAUGGAGGCGGAUCUGGAUCAGGCUCUGGCGGAGGAGGUCUGCGAAGCUAUCAGCAACAGCAGCAGGAUUACGAGGCACAGUUGGAGCUGAUGGAGAGCCAUGAGGCAACUUACCGGAGACGAAGAAACCAUUCCGCUGAAGAGUCAUCGCCCACACGAAUGUUCGGUGAUACUAUCAAGCAGCAGAAGAAGUACCGUCCGGGCUCUGCAGCCAACCCACGCCCGGGUCCACCACCCACACUGCCAGCUCCGGUGCCAAAUGGACCGCAGAGUCAGUCCUCCUCUAGGAUGUUGAACAGCUCGCAAAGCUUCUGUGCCUCCAACGGAGGAGUCACUGCGGCAGUGGAAAGACGCAAGCAAAAGCUGCUAAAUGGAGUCCAGAGCUCCAAGAACCAUCCUUCAGGCAAGACCGGGGUGGCUGCCAAGACCUCUCUGCACAGCAGCAAUGACAGUGGAUUCGCCAAUGAGCCACCACCACAGCCGGAAGUUGAUUAUUCUGAUGAGGAACCAGCCACACAACGAGUACCCAUCCGACGCAGGGCGGAUACCAAUUCCCAUACGAACACGGUGCCCCGGGAUGUGGCAUCUUGGACGUUGAAUCGUAAUUUCCGGAAUAGCGUUGACAGUCAAAUCGAUGACAAGAGCCUUCAUCGUUUGAGCCGGCAGAGCGGAGGAGGAAUUGGAAAGAUGCGUUACGAUCUUAUUGCUUCCGAUGACGAGAUAUUGCAGGCUUCUAGUGCUGGUCUGAAGCGCACCAAAUCCUUCUGGAAGUUCGGUGGCGGACGAAGCGGCGAGGAUAUCCUAGCCGGCAUGUCCUUGUGGCAGCACCGCGAUCUGGUGGCAGCUCCAAAUAUGGAGGAGAUGCGCGAUCGUGAUGAAAUUGAACGGCGUUCUGAAGAGGAUCGCAAUGGCACACUUACCAAGUCGCAUAACUCCAGUUCCUCGCAGGAGAAGCGCGAACGCAAGGAUAGCCUAACCAGUACGGAACUCUAUGGAGAUGAGGAUGAGAAUAUCUACGGGGUGAGUCCACAACAGCCACCGCAGCAGCAGCAGCAACAGCAACAUAGAAGCAGCUAUACCCCCAAGUCCCGCAUGAAGAUCAUGAAGACCAUAGAGAUAGACAUUGAGGAGCCAACGGAGGCGGAGCGGAUGAGCACCAUGCGACGUGGUCAGUCGCAGGAUCAACAGCUGCAGCAGCAGCAGCAACACCGAAAGUUGGACAAACAGGUAUCGGGCACAGGAUCACAGCACAAGUCCCAGACUUUGAGUCGCUCCAAGCCCAGCCAGCAGCAGCAACUGCAGCAGUUUCCACAAUCCACGGACGAAGGUGAAAGCGAUGAACAUGGAACCCUGAAGCUCAGCGAUGUUAACAACUUCUUUGAUGUCGAGGGCAAGAGCAAUAACCAUGGUCAUGGACUGGUUAUGAAGACGGUGAAGCGACAGGAUAUACUCAAGCAGUACUAUACCAGCGAGGAUGAGGAGGAAUCUGAUGCGGAGCUCAAGUCGACCAGUUCUGAUCCCUACGAUUGCAUCGUUAUCAAUGAUCAUCUGGUGCGCAAGGAUGACAAGUUGCGUCGUCAUCAUCAGCAACAGCAUCAGCAAAUGGAGUUCCACACAUUCCGAUCCUCCACAUCCACGACGGCAACCAAUACGCUGAAGAAGGGCUCAUCAAAGGAGCAGGACAGCACUUUGACCCGCAAUUCAACGGCCAGUUCGGGAGCACCAACGGCCACCAUUUUGCCGCGAACACGCCUCCUCAAGUCCUCCGCCUCCGCUAGUAAUAAUAUCAGUAACAGCAGUGCCACCUUGGAGCGGAACUCGAAGAGUCUGGCCGGUAACAAGAGCUACGGGCCAUGGUACGACUUCUGGGAUCAGGAACAGCAUGGCCAGAAGUCAGCGAGUGCCAAGAUGAAGUAGGAUAUAAUGGGUUAGGAAUUGGUGCGAGUGCGAAUUAAUACAAGAGUUUCGCCGUCUUCUUACCGGUUAAGAAAAUGAGCAGAGAGUGUGUGAAAGGAAAGUGCAGCUGGGAAAUAUCCGUCAUCCCAAAACCCCUUCCCACUGUACCCUCCUUCGUUUGAUUUAAGCAUUAUAUUUACCCUGUAUAAUUUAGUUUUAGUAGUCUCUAAGACGAUUUCUGUUUUGUUUGUUUAUGUACAUAUCUUAUUUUAAUUUUAAAAGCUAUUUAAAUUUUUGUAUUUCUGCCGACGACGAACAAUCCAUGCAUUUGAACAUGCCAGAGGAAACUUUAUAGACCAAGGACCUCUCCAUUGAACAUUCUAUCCCUUGAGUUUUGGUGCCUGCAUUCAUAUCCAUACAAUUUUGAUUUUUAAACUUCAUUUAAGACAAAGCUUAAGCUUAAUUUUAGACGGAAUAAUGCAAAUGUAAAUUGGUUUUCUAGCAGGCGCGGUAUUUACCGCAACUAUUCCAUAGAUUACUGACCUCUAGCGAGUCCGUGUAUCCCAGCUAGCCCCACCAUUCCCCCUAGUAGGUUGUAUUUCCAGCUGUAAGUAGAGGUCCCACGGAUUAGGGAUCACAUUCUCAAAUGGACAAGUCCUUGAUUUUUGCAGAGCCUCUCAGUUCGCCACGGUUAAGUUGCGACACACCAAGACCAACGACCGAUCGGCACCUAUGAUCUAUCGGAGUGUGAACAAGUAGCAACGACAGCGGAAGGUGGAGUUUUCCCUGUGACCAAUGUCCGGUUACUGGAUAAACCGAAAGCUCCAGCCACCACCACCAUCACAAUCUUAUUCAGACCAAACACAAAUUAACGCAAUCUAUACAAAUCACACGUUUUAUAUAGCGCAUAUACAGUUUUAAAGGCAUUAUCAGUUAGAUCCUCCAGUUGCUUCUGGGCCCUGGAUAUUUGGUAGUCAUUAAGUCGUACUGUUUGUUAAACAUUCUGUUUGUAUGUACUCUAUGUUAAAGUUCGAAAUGUAUAUUCAAAUGCCUAAUGAAUAAAAAACCUUAUAAAGUUCA